GCGAGCCGCCUGUGAGUGGUGCGGGGCGGAGAGCUGCGCGCCUCAGGGCGGCGCCGGGAGGGCGGCGACUUGCACUUGAGCCCGAGGAAAACAGAGAGGCGUCCACGAAGCCGAGCUUUCUGAGGAAGAAGAUCCUUUUAUUGAUUUUCUUCCAGAGCAAACUGGACCUCAGUUGUCAAAGGUGGUGCUCGUGCGGUGUCUGACACAGGAGCAAAACAGUUCCUAGAGGAGAAUGAUGACGCUUGCAGCUCGUGACCUGGGAAAGGAGGCAGUGCUCUUGGGAGAAACAGCAGAGGCCCCAGGCUUCAAUCUGAAGUUAGCAGAAUCCCAGCCAGUGGGCAUGUCCCAGGAUGAAGAAUUUUGGAGUACAUACCAGGGUCUACAAGAACAGCUGAGCAGGAGUACUCAUAAAGAAACUGAGCCUUUGUGUGAGAGGGCUAUGCCUGCUCACCAGAUCCUAGCCUUUCCUGAGCAGACAAAGACCAAAGACUGGACAGUGGCACCUCAUCUUGUCCUGCCUGAGUCCCAGAGCUUGUUGACAUUUGAAGAAGUGGCCAUGUAUUUUUCCCAAGAAGAAUGGGAGUUACUGGAUCUCACUCAGAAGGCCCUCUACAAUGAUGUAAUGCAAGAAAACUAUGAGACUCUCAUCUCUCUAGCUGUGCCUGCUCACCAGAUCCUAGCCUUUCCUGAGCAGACAAAGACCAAAGACUGGAAAAUGGCACCUGAGCUUGUUCUGCCUGAGUCCCAGAGCUUGUUGACAUUUGAAGAAGUGGCCAUGUAUUUUUCCCAGGAAGAAUGGGAGUUACUGGAUCCCACUCAGAAGGCCCUCUACAAUGAUGUAAUGCAAGAAAACUAUGAGACUCUCAUCUCUCUAGCAUUAUUUGUGCUCCCCAAACCCCAAGUGAUUUCCUGUCUAGAGCAAGGGGAAGAGCCUUGGGUUCAAGGAUCCCUGGAGUUCAAGGACAGUCCCACAGAGCUGCCUACAGCAGGGUUAAAGCUAAGAAAUGACACUGAAAAUCAACAGCCUGUAUGUCUUUCUGACUUAGAAAUACAAGCACCAGGAGACAUAGUAUCAAAAAAGGCCAGAGUGAAAGUUCCGCAGAAAACAACGGGCAAGGAAAAUCAUGGUGAUACGCACAGGGUGGGGAAAUGGCACCAAGAUUUUCCACAGAAGGAAAGAAUGAAAAUUUCACCCUGGAAAGAAGAGCUGCUGAGACUUAUCGAUCUUCACAAGAAAGAGCGUGCAGAAGACAAGCCUUUUAAGUGCCAGGACUGCAGGAAAAGCUUCAGAGUUAGCUCUGAUCUUAUUAAGCACCAAAGAAUUCACACUGAAGAGAAGCCAUAUAAAUGCCAGCAGUGUGAUAAGAGGUUUAGAUGGAGUUCAGAUCUUAAUAAGCACUUAACAACACACCAAGGAAUAAAACCAUAUAAAUGUUCAUGCUGUGGGAAAAGCUUCAGUCAAAGUUCAAAUCUCCACACACACCAAAGAACUCACACUGGAGAGAAGCCCUUUACAUGUCAUGAAUGUGGAAAAAAAUUCAGUCAGAACUACCAUCUUACUAAACACCGGAGAACCCACCUGUAGCAUAUGCUGGCAAAAAUUCAGGUGGUCAAGACUUCUUAGACACCAGAAACUCCACCAGGGAAGGGAAGCUUGUCCAGU
Messenger RNA from Diceros bicornis minor, 1663 nucleotides. Its product is annotated as zinc finger protein 75A-like. The coding region runs from base 233 to 1585 and encodes 450 amino acids. Lineage: Eukaryota; Metazoa; Chordata; Mammalia; Perissodactyla; Rhinocerotidae. Gene Ontology annotation, biological process: regulation of DNA-templated transcription. The record is from RefSeq and is a predicted model, not a curated record. The transcript has 9 exons.